AUGGGUCUGGAGCUGUACCUGGACCUGCUGUCCCAGCCCUGCCGUGCAGUCUACAUCUUCGCCAAGAACGGCAUCCCCUUUGACCUUCGCACAGUGGAGCUGACCAAAGCUGGGCUGGGCCAGCAGCACAGAGAUGCCUUUGCCCAGGUGAACCCCCUGAGGAGAGUGCCAGCCUUGAAGGAUGGGGACUUCACCUUGGCUGAGAGUGUGGCUAUCUUGCUGUGUAUAAACUGCAUGUACAAAGCGCCUGACCACUGGUACCCCCAGGACCUGCAGGCCCGCGCCCGUGGGGAUGAGUACCUGUCAUGGCAGCACAUGGCCCUGCAGAGUAGCUGCUGCUGGGUCAUGUGGCAGAAGGCGAGCCAUGGAGGGCAGGGACACCUCCCAAGAUGCCAAGGGAUGGUGCUUUCACUUUACAAAAUCCUGUUUAGACCUGAGACCAAAUCCUGGAAUGCCAGAGACUGCCUAAUUCAUCCAACUUGUUUCAUAGAGGGGAAACCAAGGACCAGAGCCAAGGAAUGA
Symphalangus syndactylus (siamang) is the source of this 522-nucleotide messenger RNA. RefSeq names its product glutathione S-transferase theta-3-like. Gene Ontology annotation, molecular function: glutathione transferase activity. Gene Ontology annotation, cellular component: cytoplasm. Gene Ontology annotation, biological process: glutathione metabolic process. NCBI's taxonomy places the organism in Eukaryota, Metazoa, Chordata, Mammalia, Primates, Hylobatidae. The record is from RefSeq and is a predicted model, not a curated record.